Molecule: messenger RNA, 1512 nt
Organism: Phytophthora sojae
Lineage: Eukaryota; Oomycota; Peronosporomycetes; Peronosporales; Peronosporaceae
Exons: 3
Coding region: 1-1512 (503 amino acids)
Molecular function (GO): S-adenosylmethionine-dependent methyltransferase activity
Source: RefSeq, a predicted model, not a curated record
AUGACCGUGGACGUCGCACGCCAGCAGAUGAAGUCGUACUGGGAGGGCCACCGCUCGGCCGCCACCGUAGAGACCAUGAUGCUCGACUCGCACGCCAAGGCGCUGACCAAGCUGGAGCUCCCUGAAAUCCUUGGCAAGGCCCCCUGCAUGGAGAACAAGGACGUGCUGGAGCUGGCUGCGGGCAUCGGCCGCUUCACGUCGAUCAUCGGCAAGACGGCCAAGAGCGUCACUGCCGUGGAGUUCAUCGACGACUUCCACAAGGCCAACGUCGCCACCAACGGCCACAUGCAGAACAUCAACUUUCUCUGCCAGGACGUCGUGACCCUCGAGGCCGAGCCCAACUCGUUUGACGUGAUCUUCUCCAACUGGAUCUUCAUGUACUUGGGGGAUGAAGAGGUGAAGCAGUUCGCCCAGAAGGCCAUCAAGUGGCUGCGACCUGGAGGAAAGCUCUUCUUCCGCGAGUCCUGCUUCAGACAGUCGGGAGACGUCAAACGCAACUCGAACCCGACGCACUACCGCCAUCCUGCUUUCUACGUGGGGGCCUUUGGCUCGGUGGUGACCAAGGAGGAGAACGGAGACCUUGGAUACUUCAAUCUCGAGUCCUCAGGCAGUGUCGCCGUCUACCGCAAGAUCAAGAAGAACAACGGACAACUCUUCUUCAGCUACACCAAAGUCAUGAAGCAAAGAGCUUCCGACAACAACAGUGAUGAUGAGGCCGUCGCCACCUUCCAAAAGUUCCUGGACCAGCAGCAGUACUCCAACCAGAGCAUCACGCGCUACGAGAAGAUCUUCGGACAGGGCUCGGUCAGGGAGGGCACCACGACUGAGUUUGUCGAGAAGCUCAACCUCAAGCCUGGCGAGCGUGUGCUGGACGUCGGAUGCGGCAUCGGGGGAGGAGACUUCUACAUGGCUCGCCAGUACGGCGUCUCGGUCGUCGGCAUCGACCUCUCCACCAACAUGGUGCACCGAGCGCUCGAGACGUCGAUGCAAGACCCGAACGCCGACGUCGAAUUCGAGAUCUGCGACGCCACGCAGAAGGAGUUCCCGGACGCGUCCUUCGAUGACAAGCAGGCGCUGUUCGCCAAGUUCUUCCGAUGGUUGAAGCCUGGAGGCCGCGUGCUCAUCUCGGACUACUGCCAAGGUGAACAGGAGCCGUCGGACAGGUUCAAGGCAUACGUGGCCGGUCGCGGCUACCACUUGCUUUCGCCGUCGCAGUACGGCAAGGUGCUGGAGUCCGUGGGUUUUACGUUUGUUGUAGCGGAGGACCGCACCAACCACUUCGUGGAGGUGUUGAAGGAGGAGCUGGCUCGCACGCUGGCACACAAGGAGGAGUUCGUUGCGGAGACGAGUGAGACUGACUUCAAGUACAUCGUGGAGGGAUGGGAAGAAAAGAUCAAGGCUGCAAAGAAUGCUCUUGCAUACACGAAGCGCAAGGGGGUCAUCACCGAUGCGGCCGAUGCUGGAAAGGUGUUCCUACUAUCAAAGCUACCAAGCCGGAACAUGAGGAUCUAA